AUGGCUCAAACAACGUCCAACCUAAACGCGGACACCGGGCCCGAGAAACAGGACUCACUCUCCCUGCCAACUAAAACAGCAACCCUCCAAUUCUUCGACGGCUCAGAUCCGAAAUGGGCGACUGAAAAGCCGUUCUACUCCAACAUUCCCUUUACGCAGACCAAGAUCGCCAAUACGAAUGUCAUCAAUACAAGUGCACGGGUUCAGAUCUCUGAUGCCAGAGGCCACGAAUCCGAGUUCACUUUAGAUAAGAAUGGCUUCCAGCUGGUCAAAUGGAAGCAUCGGUUCUCUGAUGUCGGGCCUUCUUUUCAAGAAGAAGGGUAUCCUGCUGUGGUCAAAUUUAUGAAGGAUGUUCUGGGGAGUCACGUCAAAGUUUGUGUAUUUGAUCAUAUUGUAUGUUUCUACUGCUUGCUCUGGACAGCGUUAAUGAAGCAGGUCCGCCAGAGUCAACCGCGCGGCUCUGCACCUGGAGAGGAGAAAGGCUACAUUGGUCGUCCAAGCAAAGUGGCUCAUAAUGAUCAAACCUAUGAAGGAACAAUCGCCAAGAUCAAACACGACUUCGGCUCCCAAGCAUCAUCGAUUCUCUCUCAACGCUUCAGGAUAAUAAAUGUUUGGAAACCCCUCAAGCCGAUCCGUCAAUACCCCCUCACACUUUGCGACUACCGCACAUGUGAUAAGAAAGACGGCCAUCGAAGCGAUUUGGUAUACCCCCACGUUGUGAGUGAGAAUAUCCUUUUCUCUUACUCACCAGAUCAGAAAUGGUAUUAUGUUAGUGACCAAUCUGAUGAGGAGGUUUGGCUGAUCAAGACGAUGGAUUCUUUGGCGAGGAGCGAGGAUGUUGCCAUGUACACAAUGGAAGCCGAGAGAAGUCGUUCCAGGUCUCGCGGUCGCCCUACCGACGCAGACAAGAAACGCUACGAGGAUGACACCAUGUCCCGCGAAAGCUCUUUGGACUCUCACGUCAUCUGUCCCCAGCCAACCAAGGCUCAGCCCUGGAAGCAGGCCCUCCAAGUUGAGAAAGACUCUGGAACCAACCCCCUUCUGAACUGGGAGCCUAAUGCUAUGGACUUUGGUGAGAAGCCUUGGCUCAAGAUUGACUGGUCCAAGAUUGAGGGAACUGGACCUGGAGGUGUUCGUAGCAAGUCUCCUGAUCAGAUGUGUGGUUAUUCUGUUGGAAACCUCAAGCUUGUUUGAGCUUGGGCUUAAAGGUUAUGAGUUUGUCAGAUUGUGCUGGAUACGAGCUACUAAAUUGCAUUUGUCUGUUGAAUCUGUAUCCUGAUAUCCCGUAAAU
Messenger RNA from Fusarium odoratissimum NRRL 54006, 1291 nucleotides. RefSeq lists its product as uncharacterized. Gene Ontology annotation, molecular function: oxidoreductase activity. NCBI's taxonomy places the organism in Eukaryota, Fungi, Ascomycota, Sordariomycetes, Hypocreales, Nectriaceae. The record is from RefSeq and is a predicted model, not a curated record. Bases 1 to 1194 code for a protein of 397 amino acids. The transcript is spliced from 4 exons.